AGAUCAUGAAGAAAAGUUUCCAACUUUAGGAGGUCUUCUUCGGCCAGCGAUAGUUAGGGUUUCGAGAGUGCUAUAAAGGUCACAGCAUUUUUUUUUUGGUCAAAAUAAAGGUCCCAGCUUUGACGGCACUUCCAUUCCAAAGGUCCAGGAGCAGGGUUCGCCGUUGGCGUGGGAUCCGAGAGCUAGCGGCGCGAGAGAGAUGGGGCAUUCUAAUGUCUGGAAUUCCCAUCCCAAGAACUACGGCCCUGGAUCUCGAGCUUGCCGGGUUUGUGGGAACCCUCAUGGACUGAUCCGAAAAUAUGGAUUGAUGUGCUGCAGACAGUGCUUCCGCAGCAAUGCCAAAGAAAUUGGCUUUAUUAAGUAUCGCUGAAUAUGUUACUUUCCUUUGAGGACCGGAUUUAUGAAGCUGUCACAGUUCCAAAGAAAAUCUUUAUUGCUAUAAGUUAUCAAUGUUAUCUGCUUAUGUGUUCACCUGGUAAACUUCAUGGUUUGGCAAAUUAUGUAACGAACUGAAUUAUGAAAAAAUUGGCAAUUGAUAUUGUUCUUCCUUAGAACUUUUA
Phoenix dactylifera (date palm) is the source of this 560-nucleotide messenger RNA. Its product is annotated as small ribosomal subunit protein uS14z/uS14y/uS14x. The record is from RefSeq and is a predicted model, not a curated record. Gene Ontology annotation, cellular component: cytosolic small ribosomal subunit; ribosome. Gene Ontology annotation, molecular function: structural constituent of ribosome; zinc ion binding. Lineage: Eukaryota; Viridiplantae; Streptophyta; Magnoliopsida; Arecales; Arecaceae. Gene Ontology annotation, biological process: cytoplasmic translation.